This is a messenger RNA of Trichomonas vaginalis G3, 1180 nucleotides long. Its product is annotated as sensory perception of sound protein family. The record is from RefSeq and is a predicted model, not a curated record. The transcript has a single exon. The annotation marks the transcript as partial. Lineage: Eukaryota; Parabasalia; Trichomonadida; Trichomonadidae.
AUGAGUGAACAAGAGAGGAAACUCAUUGAUGAACGAGUUAAGAAAUGGGAGAAUGAACGUCCGAUAAUUCGUACCAUAAUUAGCGAUCAAAAGUUCAAGCAGCAUACAUUUGAUUUUUUGCGCGAUAUAUAUAAUGAUCUUGCUUUUGAUUACAAUGCUAGGCAAUACUUUGAGAAAGAAUAUGUUCAAAAAGGUCGUAUUAAUUUCCCAAUGAGAAGAGAAGGCUUUUUGAUUACAUCAACAUAUACACCACGUGGUAGAGACCCUUUUACAGACGCGGUUCGUAACUUUAAAGUACGUUCUUCUAUUAAUGAUGAUCCAGAUUUCUACAUACCUUAUAUUCGUCCACCUUCACAUCCUUUACGAACCAGUGAUCCCGGAUAUGACGCUAAGCGAAUAUAUAUAGAGACGAGAUUAGCUAAAUACAAGGAACCUAAGGAUCCAAAGACUGGUAAAAUAAAGGAAUCACAUGUCAAGAUAAAUAAGCUUUACAAAGUAGUUGAAGAAUUGGAGAAACGAUCUAAUGAGAUUAACGCUGAGAAGAAAAAGGAAGUACCAAAUAUGAACAAACUAGAUAAGAUGAUUAAGGAAUAUAGAGGAUUGGCGAAUACAUCGAGUGUUCUAAUAAAGGAAGUAGAAAACACGACAAAGCUGCAGAAAAUGAUUCAUGAUGAAUUACUGUUAGGUGAAUUUUCUAUAAAACAAAGAGAGAGUAACUUAAUGGGUGAGGCUUAUUAUUUGGAGAAUUGGUAUAAUGAGAGGUUAAAACAAAUGUCGACUCCAACACCAACUCCUACACCUACUCCUACAGUAGCUCCAACACCAACUCCAACACCAACUCCUACACCUACUCCUACAGUAGCUCCAACACCAACUCCUACACCUACUCCUACAGUAGCUCCAACACCAACUCCUACACCUACUCCUACAGUAGCUCCAACACCAACUCCUACACCUACUCCUACAGUAGCUCCAACACCAACUCCCACUCCUGAACCAACAGUUGCUCCAACACCAACUCCUACAGUUGCUCCUACUCCUGAACCAACAGUAGCUCCAACGCCAACUCCUACAGUAGCUCCAACGCCAACACUGACACCAACUGCUCACGCAGGUCCUCCACCAUUGUCGAGUAGUCAUGGUAUAACAUUAAAUAAACCAACACCUACACCAAAAAUAA